Molecule: messenger RNA, 1743 nt
Organism: Plasmodium falciparum 3D7
Lineage: Eukaryota; Apicomplexa; Aconoidasida; Haemosporida; Plasmodiidae
Source: RefSeq, a predicted model, not a curated record
AUGAGAAGAAAUAUCUCUAUGCUUAAAUACCAUAUAUUAUACAAGAAAGCAUUAAAACCCACCUGGUUCCAAGAAUAUAGAAAAAAUGAAGUGAACUUUUUCUUUCUCUUCGAUAGGAAGAGAAAUAUUAUAUCAGGAAAUAUUUCAGAAAAUAAAGAUAUGAAAAUAAAACAUGUGGAGGACACAAAAUUAAAAAGUGUAAAGAAAAAUAAAAAUGUGCAAGAAGAAGAAAACGAUGAAGAUGUGUAUGUAUUAAAUGGAAAACCUUUAUAUGCACAGAAAAAUAAAAAAAGUAAAGAUGAGAUAAAAAAUAAAGUGUCUUCUUUAAAGAAAAUAAAAUAUUUAACAAACACAGAUAAUUUCUUUUAUGCUAGAUUAAAUGAAAGCUUAAGUAAAACAAAAAAAAAUAAACCAGAUAAAAAGGAAAUAAUAGAAAAAGAAGAAUAUAAUAAUACCGAUCAAAUAAUACAAGAAAUAGAAUAUAAAAAAGUUAACGAUGAAAAUAACAAACAAAAAAAUAUUUCGACUUAUAUAUAUAGUACUGAAAAUAUACAGGAUAAUCAAAAUGUAGAGGAUAAUCAAAAUUCACCAUGUGUUGAUAAUAUAAAAAGUGAUAUAUAUAAUGAACUUACCAAUAGUCAUAACAACAUAAAUAAAAAUAAUAAUGCUAUCAUUAAUAAUGAUAAUAAUAAAUGUACAGAAAAGAUGCCGGGGGAAAGCAAACAAAUGUUCUCAGGAAAUUUUGUGAAUCUUACUAAUAAUAUUAGAAUUGAUGAAAACAAAUUAAAUAUAGAAGGAAACCAUGAUAGAUUAACAACAAAUAAUAUAUAUAAUAAUAAACAAGUAAAUGAAAAAGAAGAAAAUAAAAUUCAUUCUAAUAAAUCAAAUAAUGAAUAUAAUGAACAGAGUAAUGAUUUAAAUAUUAAAAAUUUUCCUAAUGAUAAUAAAAGUACAAAACAAGAUAUUUUUGAAGUUUUAAACAAAAUAAAUAAUGAAAAGGAUAAAAAAGAAGUAGAAAAAUUCUUGAAUUAUUUUUUAUUAUAUAAAAACAAUAACCCUUCAAAUAUUUUAGGAAAUUUUGUUAGUUUUUAUUUUUGUAAUAUCUUAAGUGAAGAUCUAAAAGAUUUAAAAUAUUCAUAUUAUGAUGGAGUAAAAUUAUGUGUUAAUACUUUCUUAAAUUCUUUGAGAGAAUUAAAUGAAAACCAAAUAUCUAAAAUGACAAAUGUUUAUUUAGAAGAAUAUUUUUUAAAUAUAUUCCGUAUUUUAAAAGAUCAUAAUCUGAAUUUACAUUUUGAUAAUAUAGAAAUAAUCAAUAUCAAAUUAUUAAGUGUAUAUAAUAUAUUAGGUUUAAUUCGAAAUAUUAAUGGGAAAAGAAAUUUUCAAAAAAAAAAAAACAUCAAAAAGUUUUUAUAUCAAUAUAUAUGUAUUGAUAAUAAAGAUGUUGCUUUAUUAAAAAGUAAAAAUAGAAUAAAAUUCUUAUCAAAUAUUAUAAAAAAUGGAGUAACUACACGUAUGCAUAUAUUAGUAACUUUGUCGUAUGAUUUAUCUUCAUAUGAUAAUGUUUCUUCCAAUAUUAUUACAAAAAAUAAUAUUAAAAAUACAACAAUGGAAUUAAUAUUUGAAAACCAGUUGGAAAAUCCAAACUUCUCUAUACAAUCUAAUGAUACUUUAAAUUUAAAAUCAUCUGGCUGGUAUUUGGUAGACAUCAAUCAAAUAUUAAAUGAGAACUUGCCUUAUGAAUGA